GACAACUUCGCAAGAAACUUUCUGAGAAGACAUGGUGUCGGCUGGCUUUCAGAUGUUGGGCACUGCCCUCGCCAUCAUUGGUUGGAUUGGGGCCAUUGUGGUCUGCGCUCUCCCCCAGUGGAAAGUGACAGCCUUUGUUGGCCAGAACAUUGUCACUGCUCAAAUCACUUGGGAAGGCAUCUGGAUGAGCUGUGUGGUACAGAGCACAGGUCAGAUGCAGUGUAAGGUUUAUGACUCCAUGCUGGCCCUUUCCAGGGACCUUCAGGCUGCCCGCGCCCUCAUCAUCAUCUCCAUCUUGAUUGGCAUCGUUGGCAUCCUCCUGUCCCUCGCAGGGGGCAAGUGCACCAACUGUGUGGAGGAUGAGAGCUCAAAAUCCAAAAUUGGCAUGGCAGCGGGUGUGGUCUUCAUCGUUGCAGGUAUUUUGUGCCUCAUACCUGUGUCCUGGACGGCAAACACGAUCAUUUCAAAUUUCUACAACCCACUUCAAAUUAACUCUCAGAAGAGGGAGCUGGGAGCUGCACUCUUCAUCGGCUGGGGGGCCUCCGCCCUUCUCAUUCUUGGUGGUGCAUUUCUUGCUGCCAACUGCCCUAAAAAGGAUAGCUACUCUUCUGCAAAGUACUCAGCUGCUCGUUCAUCUGCACCGAAGGACUACGUCUAAGGAGAGAAAAGCCAAAGGAGAAGACCAUGAGACUGAAAAAAAAAGACUUUUCAUGUAGACAUGUAUGAUUUGAACUUCACAAUGAGUUUGUUGUACUAAUAAUUUGGUUUGAUACUUUCAUGUGGAGUUAUGAUAGCACUUCAGGACUUGUUUCAUCAGUGGAAAGAUAAAGAAACCACACCCAAACAACAAUAUAUGUGGACUGAGGAACAACAGGCUUUGAUCUGUGCAAGUGAAAAAAGUUGCCAUACAUUUUUCAACCAAAUUGAACAUAUUACUUUGAUGCAUUGUAUGUUUUUUGUCCCUUUAUUUUCUUUCAUUGGUGCCUUUUUACUUAUCAUUUCAUUAUAAAAUGUGUCAACCUGUAAAUAAAACAUUUUUUA
Scomber japonicus (chub mackerel) is the source of this 1041-nucleotide messenger RNA. Its product is annotated as claudin-4-like. Gene Ontology annotation, molecular function: structural molecule activity. The record is from RefSeq and is a predicted model, not a curated record. The transcript has a single exon. NCBI's taxonomy places the organism in Eukaryota, Metazoa, Chordata, Actinopteri, Scombriformes, Scombridae. The coding region runs from base 32 to 658 and encodes 208 amino acids. Gene Ontology annotation, biological process: bicellular tight junction assembly; cell adhesion. Gene Ontology annotation, cellular component: bicellular tight junction; plasma membrane.